Molecule: messenger RNA, 2928 nt
Organism: Orcinus orca (killer whale)
Lineage: Eukaryota; Metazoa; Chordata; Mammalia; Artiodactyla; Delphinidae
Gene: MAP7D3
Product: MAP7 domain containing 3
Exons: 18
Coding region: 100-2784 (894 amino acids)
Biological process (GO): microtubule cytoskeleton organization
Cellular component (GO): microtubule cytoskeleton
Source: RefSeq, a predicted model, not a curated record
CCCCCGGCGCCACGGCCCCAGCCCCCGCGGCGGCCGCGCCAGAGCCUGCGCACUGGGGAUCCAGUGCCUGCGGCGGCUCCCCGCUCGGCUGCUCUGAAGAUGGCGGAGCGCGCCGGUGGUGGCACAUCCCUGAGGGGGCUGCGGGAACGGAUGGUUGCUGCUGCUAAUGCCAUUGCUGAAGAAAGACGGAGUCAGGGUAGCUUUAGCGCUCUUCCAUCACAGCCCUCAAAUAUAAAAUCAGCAUUUAAACCAGUAAUAGAUGGAUCUGUGCUUAAAAAUGAUGUAAAGCAAAGAUUAGCAAAGGAGCGCAGAGAGGAGAAAAAAAGACAAGAUGAUGCUAAUAAAGAGACACAACUACUUGAAAAAGAAAGAAAGUCUAAGAUCCUAUACGAAAAACAGAUGGAAGAAAAGCAGCGAAAGCUGAGGGAACAGAAAGAAAAGGAUGAACAACGGAGAAUAUCUGCAGAAAAAAAGAGAAACGAAAAGUUACAGGAAGAAAGGGAGAGAUUCAAAGCUGCCCUUCAUCGUACACUGGAACGGAGCAGCCGUAUUGAUUAUCAAAAAAGAUGGUCAUGGGAAGGCUCUACAACAGUGAACUAUCAGAAUAAAACUGCCAACAGACAUUCUGUAUCUACUGAAAAGCUUGAACAGGGGACUUCUGGAUUACAUAAACAAGUGUCAUCUGCAAGUCCUCAAAAUUCUAUUGCCAAGAAAACAACAGAAAAGAGGAGAAGCUCAUCUCUGAAUAGAAGAUGUAGCAAACUGCAUUCAUCUACAGAACAAGUGGAAGAAAAAACACCUGGCAUCCACAAUAUAUUCCAAUAUGUAAACAUGCCCCUGCUUAAGCACAGCAGUGAUGAAUUGAAGAGUACCAUAGUGCCUCACAAGUCAACAGUGGUAAUACCUCCCCAGGAGAAAGUAGACACACCCUCCAAGACAAGCGUGGAAACGGCCCCCAAGGCGAGUGUGGAAGUGCCCCUGGAGGUGAGCGUGGAAGCACCCCCCAAGGCAAGCUUGGAAGUAUCCCCCGAGGCAAGCUUGGAAGUAUCCCCUGAGGUGAGCGUGGAAGCACCUCCCGAGGCAAGCUUGGAAGUAUCCACCGAGGUGAGCCUGGAAGCACCUCCAGAGGCGAGCGCAGGAACACCCCCCACUAGCGUGGAAACAUCACCUGAGGCAAGCGAGGAUCUGUUCCUUGAGGCGAGUGUGGAUCCGUCCCCACAGGUGAGCAUGGACUCAUCCCCAGAGGUGAGCGUGGACUCGUCCCCAGAGGUGAGCACGGAAGCGUCAUCUGAGGCUAGUGUGGAAGCAUCUCCUGAGGCGACCGUGGAAGCAUCCCCAGAGGAGAGUACAGAAGUGCCCUCUGAGGCGCCCCCCGAGGCCUCCCCUGCGGUGACCAUGGGAAUGUCUUCCAAGGUGAAAAUGAAAGACUCUUCACAGAAAUCAGGAACGGACAAACAGGCCUCAAACCCGAUUACGAAGAAGCGCCUAUCACCAUCACAGAUACCGUGUUAUAGAUGGUCAUCUUCUCCUACAAGCAGGUGGUGUCCUCCAUCUCCCAUCAGUGCUAGCAGGCAAAUCCAAAAGAAUCGCCCCCCGUCACCUUCACCCGCCACGUCAAAACAGUCGACGCAGUUUUCUUUUUCCUGUGGAGUAAUUCCUAUGCAGCGUACCGUAUUUGCACAAAAUGCAUUAGGUACUAUUGGAAUGAGAAAUGAAGCCAUCUCUAACACCAUUAACAGCUCUGAGACUGCAAGCCAAAAGGAUAUGAUCUGUGAAGAGUCUGGUAAUAAAAGCACACCAGGGCCUAUGAAUGCCGAGGAGGCAACAAAAAUUUUGGCAGAGAAACGACGCCUUGCUCGUGAACAAAAGGAAAAAGAGGAAGAAAGACUACAAAAAGAGAUGGAACAAAGGAAAAUGAAAGACAUAGCAAAGAAAGCAGAUGAAGGCCAACAAGAGGAGUUCUCAGAAUUUGGAGAUGGGCAACCACCAAAGGAGAUAAAGAAGGAAGGAAGUCAAGAACAACAAGACCAAAGAGUGGAACUCCAGAAAAGUGAUGCGAAAAUAAAAGCUCAGGAGGAGGCCGACAAACGCAAGAAGGAACACGAGAGAAUUAUGUUACAGAAUUUGCAGGAGAGAUUAGAAAGAAAAAAGAGAAUUGAGGAAAUUAUGAAGCGGACAAGAAGGCCAGAUUCAAAUACCUCAAAGGCUACAGAAACAUUCAGCAGUGAUGCAUAUGAGGAGGACGAGGCAGACGAUGAGGACGAGUCAGAAAGUGACAGUGAUUCCUUUGAUGACAUGCAUCCAUCAGCUUUUAUAAAUGGCACAGAGUCAUCCACAAAACCAAAAACACAUUUUAAAAAUGUGAAGAACACUCGCAAGCUGGUGUUUUUAGAUGAGACUUGUAGCUACAUCCGUAAAGAGACAAAAACACUUUUAAAUUGUGACAUGAAAACCUUCAGACAAAAAAGAGUGAAAGACCCUUUGAAUCAGACAAAGAGUGCCAGAUCCUCCACCAAAAGAACAGCCAACCGAGCAGCCAAAACCGGAAAGGCAGAAACCAGCAACACCGUGGGACCUUCCAAGAGCUUACAUUCAGAGGCACAGGAUUGGGUCUGUGACAAGAUUAUUGACAUCACAAGCGAGAUAGAACCACCUAAGUCCAGUAUCCCUCCUGAUAGCCGAAAACACCAUCUGAAAGGUCCCAUGACAUCCUGCCUAAGUCACCAGCCACCUGUAGACAACAAGAAAACAAGCAAAUCUGUUUCUGCUCUAUUGGAUAUGUAAACCUCAUCCAGCCUGGAAGAGAAGCCAUUCUCCACUCUGGAUUUUGACCUCCAGGCACACCUCUCAAAAUUUCUCCACCUCCUACUUGAACCUGGCAAAGAAAAUGACUCUCAAAAGAAAAAAAAAAAACGGGAAACAUCAAAA